CCGCCGCCGCUCACAAGCCAGCAGUCUCCGGUUCGAGUUCCUGCUUCAACAGUGAUUGAACGGAACCCGCAGCCAGACCCUUUCGUUCAUAUUCACUGGGCUUUCCAUUCCAGCUGUCUCUAAUUUAGCAUUAUCACAGUCAUUGAAAAAGCGUAUUCCUUUCACAGCGCGUUUAAAAACGACAGCAGCGACAUCUCCUCCCAUCGUCGACGCUUGACUCCCACUCCAGGGCAUUUCCACUCGGACAAUGAGCUCCCAGGUCAGACACAACUUCCACCAGGACUGCGAGGCAGCCAUCAACCGUCAGAUCAACCUGGAGCUGUACGCCUCCUAUGUGUACCUGUCCAUGUCGUACUACUUCGACCGGGAUGACGUGGCGCUGCAUAACUUUGCCAAGUUCUUCAAGCACCAGUCCCACGAGGAGCGCGAGCACGCUGAGAAACUGAUGACGCAGCAGAACCAGAGAGGGGGGCGCAUCUUCCUGCAGGACAUCCGGAAGCCGGACCGUGAUGAGUGGGGCAGUGGUCUGGAGGCUCUGGAAUGCGCUCUGCAGCUGGAGAAGAGUGUCAACCAGUCUCUGCUGGACAUGCACAAGGUGGCGUCUGAGCGCAAUGACCCUCACAUGUGUGACUUCAUUGAGACUCACUACCUGGACGAGCAGGUCAAAUCCAUCAAGGAGCUGGGAGACUGGGUGACCAACCUGCGCCGCAUGGGAGCGCCCCAGAACGGCAUGGCAGAGUACCUGUUUGACAAGCACACCAUGGGCUCUGGGCAGAGCUAGACCUGACUCCCAGCCUCCACACACCGGCCCCAAGCCAGCAUGCAUUGCGUCUACAGCAUUAUGUACCCUGAGAUUGUUUUGUUCUGUAAAGCUGCGUGUGUGUGUUCCUCAAUCUGUGGCUUCAUAAGUGAGUGUUGUGCUUAUAUUUUAAUAAAGAAAAUUGACUCUU
Polyodon spathula (Mississippi paddlefish) is the source of this 950-nucleotide messenger RNA. Its product is annotated as ferritin, heavy subunit. NCBI's taxonomy places the organism in Eukaryota, Metazoa, Chordata, Actinopteri, Acipenseriformes, Polyodontidae. Bases 248 to 781 code for a protein of 177 amino acids. Gene Ontology annotation, molecular function: ferrous iron binding; ferric iron binding. The transcript is spliced from 5 exons. Gene Ontology annotation, biological process: iron ion transport; intracellular iron ion homeostasis. Gene Ontology annotation, cellular component: cytoplasm. The record is from RefSeq and is a predicted model, not a curated record.